Molecule: messenger RNA, 1772 nt
Organism: Exophiala xenobiotica
Lineage: Eukaryota; Fungi; Ascomycota; Eurotiomycetes; Chaetothyriales; Herpotrichiellaceae
Exons: 6
Coding region: 1-1530 (509 amino acids)
Biological process (GO): transmembrane transport
Cellular component (GO): membrane
Molecular function (GO): transmembrane transporter activity
Source: RefSeq, a predicted model, not a curated record
AUGGACGCAGACGCUCACUCAAGGUCCAGCGACAACCCCAAGGUCAGUAUUGACGACAGCAAAAUCCCCGUUCUGGAGGAUGGCGUCGCAGCUGAAACACCCAUGGGCGAGCGACGGAUUAUAUCUGCUAGUACGGCCAUCGACCCUGCCGCUGAGAGACGGCUGGUAUGGAAAUUCGAUCUUCGAAUCUUGCCUGUUUUGGCGGUUAUGUACCUGUUCAACGCGCUGGACAAAGGUAAUCUUGGCAACGCCAAAACCGCCGGCCUCGAAGACAGCCUCCACCUGAAAGGCGACGACUACAACCUAAUCCUCUCGAUCUUCUUCGUCCCUUACGUCCUGACAGCGCCAGUCCUAGGUAUAGCCGGCAAGAAAUUCGGCCCAAGUCGUGUCCUCCCGGUUAUGAUGUUCUGCUUUGGCUUUUCGACACUUAUGAUCGUCGCGGUCAAGAAUUUUGGUGGAUUGAUGGCUUGCCGGUGGUUCUUGGGCAUGGCUGAGAGCGCAUUCUUCCCGCUCGUCAUAUACUAUCAAACACUCUUCUACCGCCGUGGUGAAUUAGCUCGCAGACUUGCCAUGUUCUACGCGGCCUCAAACAUUGCCAGCGCGUUUGGCGGCCUGCUCGCAUUCGGCGUCUUUCAAAUCAGCUCCGGCUCCCUCGCCAACUGGCGCUAUCUGUUCGUCAUCGAGGGCGGGUGCAGUAUGCUCUUCGCCGUGUUCGCGUACUGGGUGCUCCCGUACAACGCAUCGUCGGCGACGUUUUUGAGCCCCGAGGAGAAACAACUGGCCUACUAUCGCAUUCAGGUCGACAGUUCGGCCAUUGUCGAUGAGAAGUUCGACCUGCGCACCGCGCUGUCCAUCUUCAAACACCCGACGUCCUGGAUCAUUCUGGGCAUUGAGAUAUGUCUGGGUGUACCCCUGCAGAGCGUUUCGCUGUUCCUGCCUGUCAUCAUCAAACGGCUCGGGUAUUCGACCGUCAAGACGAAUCUUUAUACCGUUGCGCCGAACGUCACCGGAGCGGUCAUGUUACUUGUCCUUGCCUUCGCAAGCGACUACACGAGGUUGAGGUUCCCGUUUGUGGCGCUGGGCUUUGCCUUUACAUUUAUUGGCUUCAUCAUCUACGCUUGUGUUGAUGUGCACACGCAACUGCACGUCGCAUACUUCGCUUGCUUCAUGAUGACAUGGGGAACAUCAGCCCCGAGCGUCAUCUUGGACGUCUGGUACAACAACAACAUCGCCGACGAGAACAAGCGGGUUAUGUUGACCAGUGUGGGCGUGCCGGUUGCAAACUUGAUGGGUGUGGUUAGUUCGAACAUUUUCCAAAGCAAAGAUGCGCCGAAAUACUUGCCCGCACUCGUGACGACAGCCUGCUUCGGCGCCGUGGGGUGCUUGCUGACGCUCCUGCUGGGCGCGUGGAUGGUUGUCGAUAACAAGCGGCGCAACAUGAAAGCCGGGAAGGUGAUCAGAGCGAAAGAUAUCCCGUCUGAGUUGUUGAGAGAUGGGCCGAGUGUGGACGAGUAUAGGUGGUUCUACUAACUUACCCUACGGACAUGCACAUUGGACGGGCCCGGAGACACAGCUGCUCGGACUGAGGCUGCAAAACGUGUGGAGGAGGGAUGUACAUGGACAGUCGACGAAUGAAAGCGUGCUGUCCGGUCUUAGUGGAUUGAGAUAUGAUGAGACUCAGCCUUGGGGAGACGCUCCCGUCUUCGCUCUCUAUGGACGACGUUCCAGUCUACAUGCAUUGCCUUGAUGGCGCUGACGUUUUUGGCCAGUGA